ACAGGCCGCACGCAGUCUACGUAACGGAUGGCGGAGGCUACGUGAAGAGUGGUGCGGCGUGACCGAGCUACUUCGUCCCACUGUGUCCUAGAGGCGUCGCGGGCAGUGAAAUCGUAGUGACUCGGCAGACGGUGGCCUGGCCAAGAGGCUGGCGGGAUAGAGGAGGCGGCCGGAGAAGCGUUGGGCCAGGUUCUAGCCCCCAGUACAGCUCAUUUUUAAAGUGCAAUGAAAGCCUUCCACGCUUUCUGUGUUGUCCUUUUGGUAUUUGGGAGUGUCUCUGAAGCCAAGUUUGAUGAUUUCGAGGAUGAAGAAGACAUAGUAGAGUAUGAUGAUAAUGACUUUGCUGAAUUUGAGGAUGUCACAGAAGAGUCUGUUACUGAAUCUCCUCAACGGGUGAUAACCACUGAAGAUGAUGAAGAUGAGACUACGGUGGAGUUGGAAGGGCAGGAUGAAAACCAAGAAGGGGAUUUUGAAGAUGCAGAUACGCAGGAGGGAGACACCGAGAGUGAGCCAUAUGAUGAUGAAGAAUUUGAAGGUUAUGAAGACAAACCAGAUACUUCUUCUAGCAAAAAUAGAGACCCAAUAACAAUUGUUGAUGUCCCUGCACAUCUCCAGAACAGUUGGGAGAGUUAUUACCUAGAAAUUUUGAUGGUGACUGGUCUGCUCGCCUACAUCAUGAAUUAUAUCAUUGGGAAGAAUAAAAACAGUCGCCUUGCUCAGGCCUGGUUUAACACUCAUAGGGAGCUUUUGGAGAGCAACUUUACCUUAGUAGGGGAUGAUGGAACUAACAAAGAAGCCACCAGCACAGGAAAGCUGAACCAGGAGAAUGAGCACAUUUACAACCUGUGGUGUUCGGGUCGAGUGUGCUGUGAGGGGAUGCUUAUCCAGCUGAGGUUCCUCAAGAGACAGGACUUACUGAAUGUCCUGGCCCGGAUGAUGAGGCCAGUGAGUGAUCAAGUGCAAAUAAAAGUAACCAUGAAUGAUGAAGACAUGGAUACCUAUGUGUUUGCUGUUGGCACUCGGAAAGCCUUGGUGCGACUACAGAAAGAGAUGCAGGAUCUGAGUGAGUUUUGUAGUGACAAACCUAAGUCUGGAGCGAAGUAUGGACUGCCAGACUCCUUGGCCAUCCUGUCAGAGAUGGGAGAAGUCACUGACGGAAUGAUGGAUACAAAGAUGGUGCAUUUUCUUACACACUAUGCUGACAAGAUUGAAUCUGUUCAUUUCUCAGACCAGUUCUCUGGUCCAAAAAUUAUGCAAGAGGAAGGUCAGCCUUUAAAGCUGCCUGAAACUAAGAGGACACUAUUGUUUACAUUUAAUGUGCCUGGCUCAGGUAACACUUACCCAAAGGAUAUGGAGGCUUUACUACCUCUAAUGAACAUGGUGAUUUAUUCUAUUGAUAAAGCCAAAAAGUUCCGACUCAACAGAGAAGGCAAACAGAAAGCAGACAAGAACAGAGCUCGCGUGGAGGAGAACUUCUUGAAGCUGACGCACGUGCAGAGACAGGAAGCCGCACAGUCUCGGCGUGAGGAGAAGAAAAGAGCAGAGAAGGAGCGGAUCAUGAAUGAGGAAGAUCCUGAGAAACAGCGCAGGUUGGAGGAAGCUGCCUUGAGGCGUGAGCAAAAGAAAUUGGAGAAGAAGCAAAUGAAAAUGAAACAAAUCAAAGUGAAAGCUAUGUAAAGUCAUCCCAGAGAUCUGAGUCCUGAUGCCACCUGUAAAUUUUGAAAUCCCAGGAAACAAAAAACACCAGUUCAUUUUUCAUCUGAAAGUUUCCCAGAGACUGAGAAAUCCUUAUGUCGUCAUCUGUUCUGUUUUGGGUAUGGAGUUUUACAAAGGUUAUAGAUACAUUGGAAGGACUCUGUUUCAGUAAUUUUCUUCCAGGUAAUCCAGUUUUGAUUAUUUUAUAGAAGGAAUGCUAUAUGAAAUCUGUAGUUUUAAAACAUUUAAAAAAUUAGAACAUGAGUCAUCAGUGCUUUUAGUGCUUUGAUGUUUGAAGAAAUACCAUGGAAAUUUAUAGGUACAUAGUUAGAUUGUUGCUUUUGUUCAAACUAGGCAGUUGAAAUGGCUAUGAAGACUGACUCUAAACUGAGAUUCCACAAAUAACUAUUGGAAUUGCACAAUAAACAUUGCUUGGUGUUUUCUUCUGUGUCUACAUUAAACUUGUAAAAAAGUAAAAUUUAGAACACUAUACAUACGUGGUAUUGAAAUUUCAGGGACUCAAAACAGUCUAGUUCAGUAUAUGUUUUGUAGGUGGGAGGUGCUGAUGCCAGUAUUGUAGGCUACCUGUAGGCUUUAGGAUACUUAUGCAUACGUGGAAAAUUCUAGGGAUAGGUAGUACAGGAGCACGGUUUUCUCCUACCUGCUACCACGAGCCAAUGACAAUGUGAAUGCUGUAUUUUAAGUGGUUGUAUGUUUUAAGUAACACAUGCAUGAAAAGUUAAUUGCUUCAUCUAGAUGAGCUCAGUGGUCUAUGUGAAGUCACAAAUGUUUUCCUUCUUGGUUGCUGCAACCUAUUGGAUGUUCACGGAGAAGCUCUGUUCUCUGUGUUAUGGCUGCGUCCCUUUGCUUCUCCUUCUGCUUUUAUCUCUUCCACAAUUGAGGCUGGGUAUAUUCUUAUAAAGAAAUAGCCAUGAAUAUGCAUAAAUGUACUUUUAAAAAUGAGCUUUCCUAAACUAUUGAGAGUUCUCUCUGCCUCUGGAGGAGGGAACUCUUGGGGGAGAGGCCCAUCUAUCUGCACGAGCUUUUAGCUUGUUCAGAUAUCUGCAUUUUAUAAAUGCUUCCUACUAAGAAAGCAUUUUUUAAGUCACUGCUUGUACCCGGUAAUUUUUGCUGGGGAUGGGAAAGGGUUGGGUUUUUGGUGGGAGAGGGGUGGGUGGGUUUUUGUUUGUUUGUUUUUGAUGCUUUAUGUGCAGGUGUGUUCUGAGGCAAUGACAAGUUGCUGUGAAAACAGCAUGUGCUGCUGCCUUUGUAACUGCAUGGAAAUUUUUCACAUGGGUUUUUCUCUUAAUUUUUCUCUUAAUUAAUAACCUGCAAAAGUUAAUGCAGAAAUGUGUAAACUGAGAUGCAAAUGUAAUAUUUUUUAACAGUUCAUGAAAUUAAGUUAUUAAAAUAAGAAAAAUAACAUAAAAUUUAAUUACCUUAAUGCUAUAUAACUCUAGAAUUAGUCUUGUUUUACAAACCUUUAAAAUGCAUUUUAGAAAUCAAAGUUGAUUUGCUUAGCUAUCUUUUGACUAAUAAAAGCUUUCUUAAAAUCCCA
This is a messenger RNA of Camelus dromedarius (Arabian camel), 3253 nucleotides long. RefSeq names its product coiled-coil domain containing 47 (gene CCDC47). The record is from RefSeq and is a predicted model, not a curated record. Gene Ontology annotation, molecular function: calcium ion binding. Bases 226 to 1677 code for a protein of 483 amino acids. Gene Ontology annotation, biological process: endoplasmic reticulum calcium ion homeostasis. The transcript has 13 exons. Lineage: Eukaryota; Metazoa; Chordata; Mammalia; Artiodactyla; Camelidae. Gene Ontology annotation, cellular component: endoplasmic reticulum.